CUGCCCCGGCGGAUGGCCCGAGCCUGUCCCCGCCCAGGAGGCACGUGCAGCCGGGAAAGGAGGCUCCGAGCCGACGGCGGGCUUCCUCUUUGAAGCGGGGGGACGUCGGGGACGUGUCCGCGGCCGGCUCGUGCUCGGAGGCCAUGGACGACUGGCCCUGGAUGGCCCUGGCGGUCCUCGUGGGCCUCACGGUCCGCUGGACGGUGUCUCUGCAGUCCUACUCAGGAGCCGGAAAGCCGCCCAUGUUUGGAGACUACGAAGCUCAGAGACACUGGCAGGAGAUCACCUGGAACUUGCCGGCCAAGCAGUGGUAUGUCAAUAGCAGUGACAACGACCUACAGUACUGGGGCCUGGACUACCCGCCCCUGACAGCCUACCACAGCCUCCUGUGUGCCUUUGUGGCGGAGCUCUUGGAUCCGGCCUGGGUGGCCCUCCACACAUCCCGGGGCUAUGAGAGCCCUGGACACAAGUUAUUCAUGCGAGCAACAGUCUUUGUAGCCGAUUUGGUGAUUUACGUGCCUGCCGUGGUGCUGUACUGCUACUGGUUGAAAGAAGCUUCGAGCCAAAAGAAGAUCGCCAGCGCCUUCUGCAUCCUGCUGUACCCUGGCCUCCUCCUGAUCGACUACGGACACUUCCAAUACAAUUCCGUGAGUCUCGGCUUGGCUCUGUGGGGUGUUCUCGGCCUGUCUCAUGACCGGGACAUCCUCGGCUCGCUGGCCUUUUGCCUGGCCCUGAAUUAUAAACAGAUGGAGCUCUACCACUCCUUGCCCUUCUUCUGCUUCUUGCUGGGCAAAUGCUUCAAGCAGGGCUUCACAGGAAAGGGGUUGUUGCUGCUCCUGAAACUCGGCUUGACCGUGGCCGCUGCCUUCGCUCUCUGCUGGCUGCCGUUCCUUACUGACGUGGAACGCGCCGGGCAGGUGCUAAGAAGACUCUUCCCGGUGGACCGAGGCCUGUUCGAGGACAAAGUGGCCAACGUUUGGUGUAGCCUCCACGUCCUCCUGAAGAUCAAGAGCCGCCUCACGCCGCACACUCAGCUGAUGUGCAGCUUCACCUUCACGUUCCUGAGCCUGCUUCCUGCGUGUAUCAAGUUAACCCUCCAGCCCAGCCUCCGAAGCUUCAAGUACGCCCUGGUUAGCUGUGCAUUGUCAUUCUUCUUAUUCUCCUUCCAAGUACAUGAAAAAUCCAUUCUUCUGGCCUCGUUGCCCGUCUGCCUCGUCCUCAGCGAAGCGCCCUUCGUGUCCGUGUGGUUCUUACUCGUGUCCACUUUCAGCAUGCUGCCUCUGCUGCUCAAGGACGGCCUGGCCAUGGCCGCCGUCGUGACCACGCUGGCCUUCCUGCUGGCCGCCCGAGCCUUGUUCGCCGUGUCGGGGACGCUGUCCGAGGACGAGCUCCAGCUGACCUCCUUCGCGCUCUGUGUGCGCAGGCUCCUCCCGGCCUUCAAGGUGCCCGCCGAGACGCUCCUGAGCUGGUUCCGGAGCUCGGCGCUAGUCAUGGGCCUUCUGACCCUCGUCAGCGUCACUGUGGACCCUCCCGCCGCGCUGCCCGACCUCUUCUCGGUGCUCGUGUGCUGCGUUUCCUUCCUGCAUUUUCUGCUCUUCUGGAUCUACUUCAACGUCAUCAUCAUAUGGGAUCACAGAGACGGGAGAAGCCAGAAGAUGGACUGACCGUCCUCCGCGGCGCAGCCCAGCCAGAGGGGCCGCGGGGGCUGCUGCCGACGCCAUGCCUGUCCCCCCCCCCCCCCCCCCCCGCAGACUCUGCCGCAGUUGGCCGCGCUCCGCCGGCGUCGCCAGGCCCACGCUGGAGGCCGCCCCCCCCCAACCACCCCCCUGGCCGCCCACGUCCGGUCGCCGUCGCCCGUGCCUGGAGCUCGGGGCGGGAUGUGGCGCCUGUGACCGAGGACGCGCGUGGGGGCUCCCCGCUGACACCAGGCAGGUCCUUCCCCCAAAUUGACCUGGUUUUGUCUGCGAGACGAGUUUUAGCUCAUCUGAGAACGUCAAAGAUUGGCUGGUUUGACAAAUAAAGAGAAAAUGGUGUGACUUCUGCGCACGUCCGUCCCUGGACACGUCCGCGCGCCCGUCCGCGCGCCCAUCCGCACGCGCACGUUUAAAGGCUCGGGUGGGUUUUGAGCGGGUCCCGCCCUCGUGCAGGGCGGCCUCGCGUCCCUGCCGCUGAAACAGAGCCGUCACGUCUGGCGGCCCCUAAAAGGGGCUCCGAAUUCUUGGGGUCACGGAAUAAAAAUGGCUCUGGAAGCGUUGAUGGCCAGCCUGAUGGCGGCACCACGUGGGGGCGAGCGUCCGGCCGAGGGGGGCCGGGGGGCACGUCAGAAAUCACGCAGCGUUUCUUCUCGGCCGGCGCGCACGGCCAGCGGAGACGAGCAGCCUUGAACGUCUGCCUGCCUGCCUGCCGCAUCAGCAGGAUCUCCGCGCCCCACGGCCGCCAUCCGUAAUCGCCGGCAGAGCCUCCCCCUCCCCGGACGGCCCGAGCACCGCAUCUGUGCUUCACGCACGACAGGCCCCGAGACAAGACGGAUGAGGCGACAGAGCGGGGCCUGCGAAGCCCAAGUAGUAUUUGCAGCGGCUUCCGUGAGUCGGGCAGAAAACCACCGAUGAAGCCACGUGACCCAGGCAGCGCGCCGCCUCCCCGAAAGCUCCCGGCGUGCCCGGUCAGCCCGAGGGUCACCUGGGCCCCCGCCGAAUGCGCCUGGCCCAGGGUGGGCGGCCUUCGGGCUCUCCGUUCCUCUGCUUUUCAUGCAUCAGCACAGCUGGCGAGCCGAGUCACCUCCGGCUUCGUGCCGGGCGGUGCUGGUCAGGCGGUACCAUGCCCAAAGCGGCUGGCUGGAAGGUGGGGUCCCCGAAGUCCCCGAGGAUUCCCUGGGGCAGGGGUGCCGCUCCGCCAUUGAAUGGCCCUCCUUCGAGGGGCCGCGUCCGAAAUGCCGCAACCCUCCUCGGAGGCCUGCUCGUGUGUCGUGCAUCCCCGCGUCCCGGGCCUCUGGCGGAUGGGGAGAAAGGUGGGCGGACCGCAGGUCGGAGGCUCGGGCUGAUGGGACGGACAAUGGGGAGAUGGAUGGGGGCAGCCCGAGGACGACCCAGGGGAGCACAGUGGUUUCCAGUCUGGAUCGGUCACUUUUCUGUGACUGUUCCUCCCUGUGUGAAAUCACUCAUUGUGUGUGAGUGUGUGUGUGUGAGUGUGCGUGUGUGAAUGUGUGUGUGUGUGAAUGUGUGUGUGUGAGAAUGUAUGUGUGUGAAUGUGUGUGUGAGUGUGUGUGAGUGUGAAUGUGUGUGUGCGUGUGUGAAUGUGUGUGUGCGUGUGUGUGUGAAUGUGCGUGAGUGUGUGAGAAUGUGAGUGUGUGCAUGUGUGUGUGAAUGUGAGUGUGUGAAUGUGUGUGAGAAUGUGUGUGAGAAUGUGUGAGUGUGAAUGUGUGUGCGUGUGUGAGAAUGUGAGUGUGUGAGAAUGUAUGUGUGUGUGUGAAUGUAUGUGAAUGUGUGUGAGAAUGUGUGUGUGUGUGAGAAUGUGAGUAUGUGUGUGUGUGUGAGUGUGAGUGUGUCUUUGCUUUUGUCCUUCAUGUGGCCUCCAGGGGUGAUGAAGUGAGAGCCACGCGGGGAAUGGCGCCCCGCUGACCAGCUGUUCAGAGCCCUGGGUGCCCAGCACAUGCCUCCUCAGCUUGAAACAAUGAUGGGAACCCCUUGUUUCCCCUGAAAACUUGUCCUCCAGGAGGUGCCGGUGAAUCUACUCAGGCAGGCUUAAGACUUGGGAAGCUGCCUACAAGCCUCAGGAAAAGUCAUUCGUAUGUGGAGCGAAACUUGCUGACGGGAGAGUUCUUGCCUCCUUGUCCGUUAAAGGCAAAUCCCCUGCCGGGACAGUGACUGCUGAAGGGCCGCAGGCCCACUCCCUUCAUUCCCAGCCGGCCUUCCCAGUCUGCUGCCCAGGAGAGCAACGGCCUCACUGGCCGGCACUUGUAUCCCGAGUGCUCUGUCCCUGCGUUGGACUCUCCUGCAGGAGGCACAGGAUGUCCACAGAUGCUGGACCACACCAUGCAGACUUCCAUCCGUUGGUUCUUUCUCUGGAGGUGGACGUUGUAAAAGUUAAAAUUAGAUCUCAGUAAUAAAAAUAUAUUUUGAGGGAUUUAUUAAUGAUCAUUAGAAAUCAAGGAAUAAGGAGGGUUCAAAGAUAAAGACCACGCGCCCAUGGCUGAUGAGCCCAUUUAAAAUUCCUGCGCUUAGCUUACCACCGCCACCAUGCUGGCUGCCAGCCCAAGAGGACCGCCCACUCGCUAAUAUCCUCCAUCUACAGGAAGUACGUAAUGACAGCUCCCAGGAAAUGUAGUUCUUUUUUAGGGUAACAGAUUUUUAAUUAUACAUCACCCCACUGAGAUCCGUGGAAGACUAGUCUCCCCAAUGGAUCUGUAAACAUAACCAACUUUGGUUUACAACCAAAUUAUUACAAUAAUGUGGGGAUAAAAGGAAAAGAGAACAAAAGCAGUGAUUGCUAGGCGCAUUGACAAAAAGCCAGUUAGGGGGCCGUCCCCUUCGGCAUAAGAGUAUACAUACAAAACAAAUGCAUUCAACCCCACACAGUUCAAAUCACCACAUCCCAAAGUUCUCUCUGGAUCUUCUGGUGCAGCUUGUGGUCUGUGCAGGCAUCUUCAUGGUGCCUUCUCCAAACAGUUCAUGUUCCGGAAUCACACUCAAAAGGAAUUUAAACUUUGCAUUUUAGAAUAAAAAUAAUUAUAUUACCCCCCUCCCCCCCGAAGAGGGUGUUGAAAAACACAGGGAUCACUUAGGGAUGCGUGGCUGAGUUAUGAGGUAUAUGAAUCAAUUGGCAAGAGAAAUAAAAAACAUCAAAAAAAAAUCCAAAUAAAAGAAAAGAUAACUUCUGGAUGAAAUAUAAAUUAUCAAAGUGUAAAAAUUCUAAUUAAAAGAAAAAUGGUUUAUAACAGGUCUUUGAAUCAGCGUCCAAUUAAAUUAAUUUCUUAUCCCACAAGUCUGUAGGACAAAAUGCAGUAAUAUUUCACUUACCCAUUUGCAGGCAAGACUACAGGAAGUUGCCAUACUAUAAGAAAGAAAAGGGACUAGCUUCUAGGAGCAAAUGGGAGCCAGGAUGGAUCCAGAAUAAUCAAAGUCAUGUAUUUUAUAUAAAGUGUGUGGUACAAAGAACACCUACAUUUAACACAUGGAAAACAGCCACAACCUCAAGUCACACAUGAUUAAGUCCUUGAGCUUUUUGUGCAGAAUAUCAUCAAUCCACAUAGAAUUGGUUUGGUCUCCUUGAUGUAAGUAACUUUGUGCUUCUUUGGAACUGUGCAAUGGCUCUCUUUGUAUUCCCUUCUGGAAUCAGACAGAAUCAUUAAGCAAGUUCCAUAAAAAUGUUUUUAAACAAUAAAUGGAUUGUUUUUAUAGUCUAAA
Monodelphis domestica (gray short-tailed opossum) is the source of this 5402-nucleotide messenger RNA. It is a transcript of the gene ALG6, whose product is annotated as ALG6 alpha-1,3-glucosyltransferase. The record is from RefSeq and is a predicted model, not a curated record. Gene Ontology annotation, biological process: dolichol-linked oligosaccharide biosynthetic process; protein N-linked glycosylation. Gene Ontology annotation, molecular function: dolichyl pyrophosphate Man9GlcNAc2 alpha-1,3-glucosyltransferase activity. Gene Ontology annotation, cellular component: endoplasmic reticulum membrane. NCBI's taxonomy places the organism in Eukaryota, Metazoa, Chordata, Mammalia, Didelphimorphia, Didelphidae.